AUGAGUCAUAUCUAUUUACGAAGUUUUACAUCACGCGACAUGUCCUUGGUGCCAAUAGUGUUUGCAUUAAUCACAUACCUAUCUAGUGCUUGCGGUACAACCUUGGCUCCCAAGCCUGAUACUACAGUAUCAUUGAAUAUCCACGAUGCUAUGUUAAUCCCCUUGACUGAUCAUAGUAUUAAACCAUUAACGCCAACUGAAGGUCCGGCUGAUAUUACUUUAGCAACAAAGGAAAGCGUUAAAACAACAAGAGCCUACGAUGCUACAGAGAGGCCUGUAGGCCGUUUAAUGACUCAAGCAUCCCUCACAAAACGGUUGAAAAGUGCAAGAAGGCAAAAGUUAAAAACUAUUUCUAGUGCACUAGAAAGCGCAGUGGAUCCCUCUGCCCCGCUUCAAAGUCGCCUCGAGGCGAUAGAUUGUGAUUUGCCCGUUCUGCCGAGAGAAUCUCGUUUAUGGAGGGGGAAUGAAACACACGAAUUGAAUUUGCCUAUAACGGGGUGCGCAGGAGGGAGGGGUGGCGACGAGGAGUGCCCUCAGGUCAUCGUGUCUUGGGAGGGCUCCGCCGACAUACAGAGUGGAGACAUCCUUAUCGUCCGCAUCUCUGACUCUUUGUUGCUCGAUGUUCACAACGACUCCAUCGAUGCGAACUCAUCGCAGCCUGCCCACGAAAGGACACAUCACUUAGCCCUUCAGCCAGCCGUAUAUCAGGUUACUCGACAAGGACACGAGCACUGUGAUGUUUCAGAAGGAAUGUUACUUGAUAUUACUCCCUUGGAUGAGCACGCAGCGAAACUAUUCACUCUAUACGAUAAAGAUUUAACUGAAGGAGUCAAUUUAUUAAUAGUUGUAUCUGAGAAUUGGGGGUCACAAUGCGUCCGUUUGAAAGUGACCGUCAAGUCAGAUAACUGUGGCGAGUCUCAAGAUUGUUCUGGGAAAGGAGUAUGUUACACAAACAUAUCCAUGGAAGGUUACGAGUGUCAAUGCUGCCCAGGAUAUAUGGGGCCACACUGCGAAGACAGGGACGCUUGUAAUCCAUCACCAUGUUUGAAUAAUGGCAUAUGUGUCGACCUCACGCAACCUCUCAACGGAGCUAACUAUCACUGCCUAUGUCCAUACGGCUUCACAGGUAGGAAAUGCGAAAAAGAUCCAUGUUUUUCCUCACCCUGUCUUAACGGUGGGUCGUGUAUGAGCAUGGCCAUGAAUGGUUCUACUACGUUCCAUUGCGCGUGCACAGAUGAAUGGACUGGAAUGCACUGUGAGAUGCCAAGCACGGGCGGCGCCUGCGCAGACAAGCCUUGCGUUAAAGGUUUAUGCGUUGAACAAACCGAUGAAGAGGAGGGUCCGAAGUAUCGUUGCUUCUGUGAGCCUGGAUAUACUGGAGACAAAUGUGAAUUGGAAUACAAUGAAUGCGAGUCGUCUCCUUGCGCGAACGGCGGCACUUGUACUGACCGCGUGGGAGGGUUCACCUGCGCUUGUGGACGAGGCUACAAUGGACCGACUUGCCAGUUUAAGGUGGACCUGUGCUUACCAGACCCCUGUAAUGAUCACCAAUACUGCGUAGACCAUGGUAACAGCUACACAUGUGAAUGUCCCCGCGGAUUCGUUGGCGAAGAGUGCCACAUACCAGCCACAUCGAUCUGCGAUAAUAACCCUUGCGCUCAUGGUGGUACUUGUUGGAGUGGUGUGGAUUCAUUUUAUUGCUCCUGCAGACCGGGAUACACGGGCCGACUAUGUGAAGAGGACUUUAUCUUGGAGCCAGUGAUAGAUGGUGACGUAGACGUGGACUCUGAAUCACAAGGAGGAGGAUCUGUGCGAGUAAUGCGGCUGCCUCUUGGCCUGUACCAUGAUCGACUCCACAACGUCUAUAUUGCGGCUGGGACCCUCGGAGCGGCGAUUGCUAUUGUCGGAGUUGUGGUAACCGCGUGCCAUUGCCGCGUGAACAAAACAUACUCUCGCCUGUUAUCCGGAUUAUCCGCACGAGUCUCCGAAGCUGGACCUCCACACCACUGGCUCCAGGACAAACGGGAACCGAACCCCGCUCCCUUCCAACCCCCUACUUCCUUUGACACCACAGAUAUGUACUACACCCUCGAUUUCAGCGAUAAUCAGAGCUCACCCCUUAUUCAAUAG
Messenger RNA from Pieris macdunnoughi, 2130 nucleotides. The record is from the annotation of a GenBank genome assembly. Lineage: Eukaryota; Metazoa; Arthropoda; Insecta; Lepidoptera; Pieridae.